AAACUUUCAUCUCCGCUGAUUCAGCGUCUCCGCUCCGACCCGACUGCAGCUUGGCCGUCACUCCGCUCUGAAUCCUCCAGACUUCUGAACUUCACCUCUCCGUCAGGCUCAGAGAUCCAACAUGGCCGCUGCCGAGGUAACGUACGCUGAUGUGAAGCUCCCUAAAUCCAGGGCCAAAGCUGAUAUUCGUCUGUCGCCAGAGGUCACUUACUCUGAAGUCAGGCACCUGAGAAAACACACAGAAGACUCUCAACCAUUUGAUUCAAGUGAAAUGAGGAAACCUCAGCCCAGACGUCAGAUAAGACCUCGACUCACCGCAGAGCGAGCGGCUCUGCUGGUUCUCAGCGUCCUGCUGGCGGCGGCCAUCAUCGCCCUCUCUGUCACCCAAAUCAACAACAGAAACAUCCACAGUGAGCUUGAAAUGUGCAAAGCGUCUCCACCUCCAACAUGUCCUUCUGCAGUAAAAAAUGAAACAUAUCUGAAGUGUGAAGCAGGAUGGGAGCCACAUGGAGGAAGCUGUUAUUAUUUCUCCACCAAUAAAUCCUCCUGGAAUGACAGCAGACGUUUCUGCCAACAUCAUGGAUCAGACCUGGUGAAGAUCGACAGCAGAGAGGAGCAGAUGUUCCUGUGGAGGAAACUGAGACGCUUCAUUAAUCCCAUGAAGAUAAAUGAAACAAGGAAUUUCUGGAUCGGACUGACGGACUCGGUGGAAGAAGGCAAAUGGUUCUGGGUUGAUGGAUCACCUCUGAAUAAAAGUCUGAGUUUUUGGAGUGAAGACCAACCUGGAAACAAACAUGGAGGAAAUAAAACUGCUAAAGAUCGAGACUGUGUGAGGAUGGAAAGGAAAACAAAAGAAGAAGAACUGAUUUACUGGUUUGAUGCAUCCUGUGAUGAUCCUCUCAGGAGCAUUUGUGAGAAAGCAGCAAAUGUGUCUCAAUGUUUUUGUCACUAAAGAUCAAUUCAGUUAAAACAUCUGAAUUCAGGAUCAACAAUGUUAAUGUGACAUUUAGAGAUUUAUUUCAGACAUGAUGAAGAAAAGAAAAAUAAAUUCAGAAACUUUAAACAAAUGUAAUUGAAUGAUUUUUCUUCUCAUUGGCUGUA
Messenger RNA from Xiphophorus maculatus (southern platyfish), 1101 nucleotides. RefSeq names its product C-type lectin domain family 4 member E-like. The transcript is spliced from 7 exons. The record is from RefSeq and is a predicted model, not a curated record. Bases 122 to 952 code for a protein of 276 amino acids. Lineage: Eukaryota; Metazoa; Chordata; Actinopteri; Cyprinodontiformes; Poeciliidae.